Molecule: messenger RNA, 591 nt
Organism: Hydractinia symbiolongicarpus
Lineage: Eukaryota; Metazoa; Cnidaria; Hydrozoa; Anthoathecata; Hydractiniidae
Exons: 4
Coding region: 143-547 (134 amino acids)
Source: RefSeq, a predicted model, not a curated record
UCUGCUUCAUCAUCAAGAAAAAGACCAAUCAAACAUAUUUUGAUAAACUUUUCAUCUAUCCACUCUUUAUCGUCACUAUCUAUUACAAGUUCACUUGGUAUAUAUUUAGCAGCCUGAAGAAUCUCAAAAGAAUCAAUGGUUGAUGCAUCACUACCCUCUUGAGUUCCACAAAAUGAAACAAACAGCAGCUAUGGCAGAAACUAGAAUACCAAAACCAGCCCCAAAGUCAAGGUAUGGUCCAAGCUUUGAUGAAAUAGAAAGAAGAGAUCCGGUGCAAUGGCAUACUGCUCAUCAAGCUUGGGUAAAGGAAAGAGUUGUUGAACAAGAGAUGGUGAAAAUUUACAAAGAACGCAUGUCUGAGUGCUACCAAAGAGAACAAGAGAACUUCCCACAAUUGUGCAGAAAACAGAUCUUAGAUUAUUGGAAUGCUUUUCAAGCGUGGAAAAAGAAAGACUGGGGCGUGACAGAGGAAGGUUCGGUGUAUAGAUUUAAAGUUCCUAUCGAAGAAUAUUACAGAGAAGUGGAGGCUUUAUAUGAUGAGAAAUGAAAUGUUUGUAUAUGUUCUUUAAUAACAAUAAUAUGUACAGUGAA